Molecule: messenger RNA, 1017 nt
Organism: Brenthis ino (lesser marbled fritillary)
Lineage: Eukaryota; Metazoa; Arthropoda; Insecta; Lepidoptera; Nymphalidae
Source: the annotation of a GenBank genome assembly
AUGUUGCUGUUAUACAAGACUUUUUUAAUUACAACGUUAGUAUGUCAGUUAACUGUAGUGUUCGCGCACGAUCACCUACUCGAAGGUAUUUAUUGCGGUAAGGAAAAUUGUUACAAUGUGCUGGGAGUUACUAGAGAAGCGACUAAAAAUGAAAUCGCCAAGAGUUAUAGACAACUGGCGCGAAAAUAUCACCCAGAUAUGCAUAGAGGUGAAAAAGAGAAGAAAGAAGCCGCAGUAGACUUCAACCGUAUUGCCACCGCUUAUGAGAUACUCCGAGAUGACGAAGAGAGGUCCGAUUACGAUUAUAUGUUGGAUAAUCCUCAAGAAUAUUAUGCUCACUACUACAGGUAUUACAGACGACGUAUGGCACCCAAAGUCGACGUGCGAAUCGUUUUGGCAGUAACUAUCACGAUUAUCUCCCUCAUUCAGUACUAUAGUGCCUGGUCUAAGUAUGAUACAGCAAUAAAAUAUUUCAUGACAAUACCAAAGUACAGAAACCGAGCUUUAGAAAUAGCUAAAGUUGAAGCAAAAGAAUCUCAAGCCAAGAACAAAUCUGCCCGGAAAAGUAAAGCAGAAAUGAAAGAGGAACAAGACAGAAUAAUAAGGAGAGUUAUAGAAGAAAACAUGGACAUUAAAGGAGGCUAUGCUAAGCCAGAAAUUAAAGACAUACUUUGGGUACAAUUAAUAAUUUUGCCUUAUACAAUAGCAUAUUAUAUUUAUUGGUAUUUAAGAUGGAUUUGGAAAUUUACAAUAUUGAAACAACCUUACGGCACUGAAGAAAAGUUGCAUUUAAUAAGAAAAUAUAUGAAACUGGGUCAGUACCAGUUUAAUGCAUUAGAAGAAGAUGAAAAGCAGGAGUACUUAGACGAAGAGUUAUGGAUUAAAGAAAAUUUCCGAGUGUGGAAGGAAAUGAAAGACGAAGAAACUAAGAAAGCUUUAGCUGAAAACAAUAAAUAUAAACAGUAUAGGAGGUAUAUUAAAUCCCAUGGUGUUGGUCGAAUGACCUUUGAUGAUUCA